CUUCAAAUUAAACAGCACGACUCGACAUAGAAUUAGUAUUUCAUACUUGCACAUGGCUUGAAAUCGGUCGAUUAGUUCAUUUUUAAAUUUUAUUUUACCACAAAAAAUGAAGUUUUCAGUAAUUCCAAAUUUAUUAUUUUUGUGGUUAUUAAACUGCAAAUUUACCAAAUGUUCGAAACGACCAAUAAUUGGUAUACUGGUUCAAGAAUUUACACCACAUGAUGAAUUUAUAGACGAUAAAAAUGAAACUGCUGGAUUCGUAUCGGCGAGUUAUGUCAAAGCGGUCGAGUGCUCUGGAGCAAAAGUGGUGCCAAUAUUCAUCAGACAAAACCAUUCUUACUACGAACGGAUCAUGAAUUCCAUCAAUGGAAUAGUACUUCCAGGAGGAAAUGCAAGUGUAACUCCUGGAUUUCCUUACUACGACGCAUCCGCUACAAUUUUUAAAAUUGCCCAACAAAUGAACGAUAAAGGAAUAAGUUUCCCAAUAUUUGGCGUCUGUUUAGGAUUUCAAGCAAUGCUCAACAUUCACAACAACAAUACAGAUUUACUAAUGCAAUGCGACUCGAUUCAUGAAACUAAUAAUCUUGAAUUCGUACCAGACCACACCACAACCCACUUAUUCUCUCGAUUUGACAGAGAAGCGCUCCUCAAUUUGGAAUUGCUUUCGAUUACAUUGAACAAUCACGUGUUUUGUAUUUUUCCACACAACUUCACUACAUCAAAUUUAGCCAAAGAAUGGAGAAUGACAUCACUCAGUACAACUGGCAAAGGUUUAAAAUUCAUUGCCAGCGCAGAACAUGUAAAAUAUCCGUUUAUUGGAGUUCAAUUUCACCCAGAAAUAGCGCCAUUUAAUGAAGAAUUUGAAAUACUUCACGAUCGAGAAGCAGUACGAGUUAAUCGUUAUUUUUACGACGCAUUAGUUGAGAUGUCGACGAACAACGAUAAUAAGUUUCAAAAUGAAGAAGAAGAGAGGAAACACUUGAUUUAUAAUUAUAAUCCUAUUUAUCGUCGCGCGAAACCUGAUCAGUAUUAUGCUCAAAAAUAUAUUUUUUAUAAUUAAGAAUACAAGAUAUCU
Messenger RNA from Planococcus citri (citrus mealybug), 1075 nucleotides. Its product is annotated as gamma-glutamyl hydrolase-like. The record is from RefSeq and is a predicted model, not a curated record. Lineage: Eukaryota; Metazoa; Arthropoda; Insecta; Hemiptera; Pseudococcidae. Gene Ontology annotation, molecular function: gamma-glutamyl-peptidase activity. Bases 107 to 1060 code for a protein of 317 amino acids. Gene Ontology annotation, biological process: tetrahydrofolylpolyglutamate metabolic process. Gene Ontology annotation, cellular component: vacuole. The transcript is spliced from 5 exons.